This is a messenger RNA of Fusarium pseudograminearum CS3096, 3150 nucleotides long. RefSeq lists its product as uncharacterized. The record is from RefSeq and is a predicted model, not a curated record. Gene Ontology annotation, molecular function: beta-galactosidase activity; carbohydrate binding. Gene Ontology annotation, cellular component: beta-galactosidase complex. The coding region runs from base 1 to 3150 and encodes 1049 amino acids. The transcript has 3 exons. NCBI's taxonomy places the organism in Eukaryota, Fungi, Ascomycota, Sordariomycetes, Hypocreales, Nectriaceae. Gene Ontology annotation, biological process: lactose catabolic process.
AUGGGUGGAGGUAUUGCAGAGCAGCCCAAGGGCAUUUCCCUUCAGGAAGACGCCUCGCGACCGGACUAUAUCAACGAGGCUGUCUUUAGAAGAAACACUCUUCCCACACGAGCAUACCAUAUUCCUGAGACGUCAAUCUCACUCAACGGAACAUGGGACUUUUCCCUCUCAGGAACAGCCAUUGAAGCUCCCGAGCCCAGCUCAAAAGACAUCACAUAUGAACCAAUUCAAGUUCCGGGCCACUGGCAGCUCCAAGGCCACGGAAAGCCAUGGUACACCAACGUCCAGUAUCCCAUUCCCGUCUGCCCACCAUACGUUCCCACCGAGAACCCUACGGGAUCGUAUCGUCGGGACUUUCACAUCCCGGCAGGAUGGGACGCAGAUUCACAGCUCAGACUGCGCUUUGACGGUGUUGACAGCGCUUAUCACGUUUUCGUGAACGGUACCCUGGUUGGGUAUGCCCAAGGCUCUAGAAACCCGUCGGAGUUUGACAUCUCCGCUUUCGCGAACCGCGAGGGUGCAAACGAGCUGUUUGUGCGUGUUUACCAGUGGUCCGACGCUACCUAUAUCGAAGAUCAAGACCAGUGGUGGCUUUCCGGGAUCUUUCGUGAUGUCUAUCUCAUCUCCUUCCCAGCUGCGCGAAUUGAUGACUUUUUCGUGAAGCCUGAUCUUGACAGCAGCUACAAGAACGGAACACUAACCACCUCGGUCGACAUCUUUACUGACAAGGCCGCUGUCCUUGAACUUACGCUAUCCGAGCUGGCUAAGAACGGUGGGGCUGUGAUCAGCUCUACCAAGACCACUGUCGACGCAAAGUCAAACAAGAUCGACCUGAAGCUUGAAGUCGAGAAUCCCGAGAAGUGGACUGCAGAGACACCAUAUCUCUACUCAGCUGAGCUCACACUCAAGUCCGAAGACUUAAAGACCGUGCUCCACACUGUCCAGCAACGUGUGGGAUUCCGAAAGGUUGAGCUCAAAGAUGGUCUUAUGACUGUCAACGGAAAGCGCAUCCGCCUUCGGGGUGUUAACCGUCACGAGCAUCACCCUCUUCUAGGCAGAUCCGUACCUAUCGAGUUUGCUAAGCGCGAUCUCCUCAUCAUGAAGAAGCACAACAUUAACGCCCUUCGUUGCGCGCAUCAGCCCCAUGACCCGCGUAUCCUAGAUCUGUGCGACGAGUACGGCCUUUGGGUUAUGGCUGAGGCUGAUCUCGAGUGUCACGGUUUCUACGAUGCUGUUGCGCGACCUCUUGACAUUCCUGAGUCUAUGGACUACGGCGAGCGAAAGAAGCUUGCUUUUGGAAAGGCUGCACAGUUCACCUCUAACAACCCCGACUGGAAGGAGGCUUAUCUCGACCGUAUCAAUGCAGUGCUCAACCGUGAUAAGAACCAUGCCAGUGUUAUUAUCUGGAGUUUCGGCAACGAGGCUUUCUAUGGUGAUAACCACAGGGCGAUGUUCAAGUACGCUACUGAAGCUGAUCCCUCACGAUUGAUCCACUAUGAGGGAGACGAGCAGGCUGAGACUACACAUAUGUACAGUUACAUGUAUCCCACAGUCGAACGCCUUAUCAAGUACGCCAAGGAGGAAGGUGUCAAGGAUGGUAAGUUCGAGAAGCCUAUCGUGCUCUGCGAGUACGGCCACGCUAUGGGUAACGGUCCCGGCUGGCUCGAGGACUACGAGCAAGCCUUCCGUGACUACCCCCGUCUCCAAGGUGGCUUCAUCUGGGAGUGGGCCAACCACGGUUUGUGGAAGGAUGAUCACGAAGGUGAUGGCUACUAUGCUUACGGCGGUGACUUUGGUGACACUCCCAACGACGGAACCUUUGUUAUGGACGGUCUACUGAACAGUCAGCACGAGCCUACGCCUGGUCUUGUCGAGUUCAAGAAGGUCAUUCAGCCUGUUGGAUUCUCGUACUCUGAUGGCGAAUUGAAGAUCGAGAACCGACAGGACUUUGCUGGCCUGGAGAACUUGACCGCUUCCUACAAGAUCGAGCAGCUUGGACAAGAGGCAACCUUGAUUCAGUCUGCAUCCUUCGAUGUUCCUGAAAUCCCAGCUGGCGAGACAAAAUCUGUCUCUCUUCCAGUUGACGAUAAGAAGUUCAACAAAGACGGCGAGGUUUACCUGACCGUUACUUUGUCCCUCAAGCAUUCAACCGCUUGGGCUCCCUCGGGUCACGAAAUCGCUUGGUCACAACACCAACUCCAGGCCCCUCAGACGUCUACCAAGGCUACCUCAGUCGCAAGCAACACUCUUUCCUCCAAGCUCGACGUUUCUGAGAAGACAUCUACAGUUACAAUCUCUGGCAAAGACUUUCAGUUCACCUUCAACCGUGCUUAUGGUACAUUGAAGAGCUGGAUCUCCAACGGCAAGACAGUGCUUGACUUUGACCCGAAGACUAAGGCCGCCAUCAUCCCAUCCUUCUGGCGACCCAAGACCGAUAACGAUGUUCCUGGAGCUGUUCCAUACUGGGAGCGAUUCGGUGUUGAUCAACUCGAGUCUCAACUUCGAUCCUUCACUGUGGAUUCCAGCUCAGAUAAGGUUGUUCUGAAAUCAAAGACCUUCAUCACUCCCCCUGUGCUUUUCUGGGGUUGGGACUGCGAGAUCGAGUACACGGUGUACCUGAAUGGUGCACUGGCUGUUAAUGUGACCCGUCUCUCUCCACAAGGCUCUGCUCCCGAUCACGUCCCCAGAAUCGGUCUUAACCUUUGGGGAAGUAAGACGCUCGAACACGUCAAGUGGCUCGGCCUUGGACCUGGAGAGAGCUACUCCGACAAGAAGACCUCUCAGCGCGUAGGCAUCUGGAACGUCGAGUCCAUCUCCGACCUCCAGGUUCCAUACGAUGUUCCCCAAGAGAACGGAAACAGAGAAGAUACACGAUGGGUAUCACUGCGAGACUCCAAGUCUCCCAGUGUCGGUCUUCGUGCGAGUCGCUUAGACGGAGCACACUUUAGCUUCUUGGCUUCUAACCAUAGAGACACAACUAUCCAGGACGCAAAGCAUCCUCCUGAUCUGUUUGAGGAAGACGCUGUGUUCAUCAGGCUGGACCACAAGGUUGCUGGAGUUGGAUCAGGUGCCUGUGGACCUGCUGUUCGCGAGGAUUUGAUGGUUAAGACUGAGGAGACUACUUUCGGGUUCUUAUUGGAGCCGCUAUGA